This is a messenger RNA of Spirodela intermedia, 2306 nucleotides long. The record is from the annotation of a GenBank genome assembly. Lineage: Eukaryota; Viridiplantae; Streptophyta; Magnoliopsida; Alismatales; Araceae.
AUGUGCAGUAACAGGAACCUUUUCUCCUCAUUCGCAGAUAAAGUUGGAAGGCGCCAGGUGUUUGCAAUAGGAGCAGCAGCUACUUACAAUAUUCUGUCCCCGACUAGUUCUACAAGUUGUGAGGAUUUAUGAAUUAAGAUAUUUGCAUUAUUCUUUAUGAAACAUUUAUUUCUCUCAUACUAUGAGACGGACAAUUUUGGGUUGAUGCAUAUCCUAAGAGAAACUGUGACACCCCUCACCGCGUGACAGAAACCCCUUGGUAUGUUCAGUUGCAGCAGAAGCUAAGAAAGGAUAUCAAGCGGUCUUAGACAAGAAGGAUGGCUAUACAUUUCUUUACCCAUUUGGAUGGCAGGUUGCUGGUGUUACGUUAUGGAUAUCUUUGGUUGCAUUUAUUCAUAAAAAUUAAUUUAAUCAAUACUGGUUGUUUAAUAUAGGAAGUAGUUAUCCAAGGACAAGAUAAAGUAUUUAAAGAUGUUAUUGAGCCUUUGGAAAGUGUCAGUGUGAACCUGGUUGUCACCAGCAAAGAAGAUGUACGAGACCUCGGCUCUCCACAAGAGGUAAUCUACACUUUCUUGCACAGUUGCUCACGGUCUGUCCUUGCUUCCAUCUCUGACCGCUGAUGUGGUUGAUUUGCUUCUUGAUCCCAGGUUGCGGAGGCAUUAGUCAGAAAGGUUCUCGCACCAUCUACACAGAAAACAAAAAUAAUUGAGGCAUCAGAGGUUUGCAUCCUCACCCCCAAAAUAGACUUGUUUGGUUUUCAUUUACAGCAGCAUCAGGCAUACACCACCACCAUUACGCACACUCUGUAAACAGAGAGUUAGAGAGAUUCCCUUUUGUUUUGGAAGAAUGGCUUCUGACAAAUCCUAGGCAUCUGAAAGUUUUAGCUUAUGCAAUAGCUUCAUGUCAACGUGAUUUACCAUUGCUUUGGUAAACUCAAUGAUCCGUCUGAUGUCAAAUGGAGCUACGCUACAUGAUACAGUUCAUUGGGCUAUGCGAAUAAAACACGAAAUAGGUACCCAUGAAGAACAGAUUUUGUACUGUCACACGUGUCAAUUAAAAUUCCCUUCUGGCAUCCCAUCAAGGUCCGGUUCUCUCCAUCUAUAUUGUGUUAAUCGGGAUUUAGCCAGAAGUUAAACUGACAGAGCUGGAUCAUGGGAAUUGCAGCGGCUGGCUCUGCUAAAUUGGAUGGGUUGGUGGGUGUGGAAUUCUGUAGCUUUAAUGAUGAUAAAACGAUGAAACAUAUGUGCGGUGAACAUGGGUGUAUUGGGGAAGGAGAAAAUGUCAUUUUUUUACGAGUUAUAGGGCAAAAGAAAUUGGCUUCACUCGGGCACUGUGCUUUAAGCCCAGCCGAAGGGAUAUGAUGAUACCGACAGCAACCAAGAACAGAUAGCCAGAGUCAACGUUGAUCUGAUACCUCCAGAUUUCCCGGGCCACCUUGAAUCAUGGUGCUAAGAAUCAUCAGUACCCUAUCUGCCCUUUAUGAUGAUGCUUAAAAAACCCAUCACCAAAAUCCCAUUUGAUCAUAAGAACAGAGGUCUUCUCAGUUUUCUCAGUUCUUAGAUAAGCAUACUGCAUCUAAGCUAUAAGAACAGAGGCAGGAUCUCAAUUCAUCUUGUCAUAAGAACAGAGGUCUUCUCAGUUACCAAGAAGAUACAGACAGCUACCUAGAACAGAUGAUGCUUAAAAAACACAUCACCAAAAUCCCAUUUUGUCAUAAGAACAGAGGUCUUCUCAGUUUUCUCAGUUCUUCGAUAACCAUACUGCAUCUAAGCUAUAAGAACAGAGGCAGGAUCUCAAUUUAUCUUGUCCUUGAUGAAGUUUCCUUUCUCAUCCUACCACUUCUGUGAAAAUUUCCUCCACUUUUUCCCAAUGUUUCCUCGUUAAUCCAUGCAUUUUCGUGCUAAUUUUCUCCCCCCAUCGCUGCAAUCUGACACCAAACAGCAUCAAGUCGAGGGGAAAAACUACUACAGCUUCGAGUUCGUCGCUAAGGCUCCAAACUUCACUCGCCAUGCUCUUGGAGUGAUAACAAUCGGGAAUGGUACGAAGCUGGCCCCCAUGAGCACUUCACCUCUGGAUUAUCAAUAAUAUAUAUAUAUACACAGAAAUAAAAACAUAUAAUUAUUUUCGGAAGGCUUCUUGCUAAAUUAUUAUGGGUUUGACUCUGAGACCCUCCAAGAACCCUAAAGACAAUUUCCUUUUCAGGCAAGUUCUACACGUUGACCACGGGAGCCAACGAGAGGAGAUGGGAGAAGAUGAAGGAAAAGCUGCACGCCGUCAUCGAUUCCUUCCAAGUUUUCUCUGUCUGA